Messenger RNA from Hydra vulgaris (swiftwater hydra), 885 nucleotides. The record is from RefSeq and is a predicted model, not a curated record. Lineage: Eukaryota; Metazoa; Cnidaria; Hydrozoa; Anthoathecata; Hydridae.
UGGAUAUCAAAUUCAUAUCUAAAAUUAGUAAUUUGAGGAAGCAAUUUAGACGAGAAAAACUUAAGGUUGGUUCAUCGACAGGAGCUUUUAGUAAAUGGUGGCCUUACGAUAUUGUUGCCAAAAUAAUAGGUGGUGAAGCUUCCCUUGAUAAUGACCUUUUAUCUCAAAGUCAAAACUUUUCUACUCAAGAUUUUCAAGAUGGUCAGAUUGCCACAAUGGAAGAUAGCAAGGGGACUGUCAGUAUUUUAAAUAUUGAAGCUUUGGAUGAUACAAGUGAUGUGCAAUCAAUUUUCACAAUUAUUGAUGAGGAACUAACUCAACCUACAUCUGGCUGCAAUAAACGAAGGAACUCUGAUGAAAAAAUUUUGAAUAAAAUAGCAAAAACUGAACCGGUGAGAAAAAAUAAAAAAACAAAUUUUUCAUCUGAAUAUUUAAAAAUAGCAAAUGGAAAUCUAGAUGUUCAAAUCCGUUCACAAGAGCUACGAAUCAGAGAGGUUGUUGCUUUAGAGCGUAUUUGCGGUGCAAUUGAAAAUGCAUCUAAAGCCCAAGUAGAUGUGUCUAAAGCCCAAGUAGAAUAUUAUAACUUUUUAAUAAAAAAAUAAGGUGUUCUAUUAGUCAAGAUAUCUUUUUAGUAAUUAUGUUAAAGUUGAAAGGUCAGUAUUUUUUUAACAGUAUACCUUGUUUACAAUUCUAUGCAAUAUAUAUUUCAUAAGGUUAUUCAAUGUUUUAACUAAAGAGAUGGUUAGUGAAAUAUUGUACAAGCUUGUAGAUGAAGCUCUAGUUAUAUAUAUUUUUUCAUGUUACCAUAUUACUAUUAUCAAAGGAAUUUUUACUUUAUUUUUUUUUUUUCAGCCAAUCGUUAUCGCAAUAAUUUAGACCUUCCUA